UGCUGCGAGUGUACGUGCGUCUGCGUACUGUAUUUGUUUGUGUGCGUCUGUACACCAGACGCUCAUCCACGCUGGGUCGUGGGCAGUUUGAUUGUGUUUGGGUGCAUCACUGCGCCUGUAUCUGAGAAUGUGCCAGGACUCUUUUUUUUUUUUUUCCAAGUUAAUCCCUUAAGAAGAGGUGUGGUUCUCUCUCUCUCGGCUCUCGCUCUCCUCUCCGUCCCUCUCUCUGAGCGCUGUACCAUCACUUGUUCUCUCGUUCCUCCCCUCCUCUCAUCUUUUCCUUGUGCUGUCGUGAUUGCUGUGGCCGCUAGUCUGAGGGACUCCUUCCUCUCAGCCUGUCAUCUCUGCAUCUUUCUCUCAUCUGCUUUCGUUCCUGUGUGAGAUGAGUUCUUGGGGCGAGAUGGGGGAGGCCAUCGAACUCAGUACCAGGGAGCACGUGACCCCGGAGAUGAACAAGCUUCGUCAGAGCCUGAGGAGGAAGAAGCCCACCUAUGUGCCAGAGGCCAGCAGACCGCAUCAGUGGCAGGCAGACGAGGAGGCUGUACGCAAGGGCAAAUGCAACUUUCCUGUUCGGUACCUGGGGUUGGUGGAGGUGGAGGAGUCGAGAGGGAUGCAUGUAUGCGAGGAGGCAGUGAAGAAGCUGAAAGUUAGUGGGAAAAAGACAGUAAAAGCAGUGCUGUGGGUUUCAGCCGAUGGACUCAGGGUGGUUGAUGACAAAACUAAGGACCUCAUCGUGGACCAGACCAUAGAGAAGGUUUCAUUCUGCGCUCCUGAUCGUAAUUAUGACAAGGCCUUCUCCUACAUCUGCAGAGACGGGACUACCAGACGGUGGAUGUGCCACUGCUUCAUGGCUCUGAAAGACUCGGGGGAAAGACUGAGCCAUGCAGUCGGCUGUGCCUUUGCCGCCUGUCUGGAGAGGAAGCAGCGCAGGGAGAAGGAGUGCGGCGUGACGGCUUCCUUUGACGCCAGUCGCACUUCAUUUGUGCGUGAGGGCUCCUUCCGUGGCAGCUCUUCCUGCAGCCAGCAGGGCAGCAGCAGUGAGCGAGAUGACAAGCUGCAGGAUAAGAAGAAAGAUCAGCCCUCAGUCAUCCCAGCCCUUCCACCUGGCACCGCCUCCCCACCCGAAGGUGCGGCGUCCCCCAUGGAUCGCCCAGAACCAGGCGGGCCCCAUGCCAUCCCUCGUCGCCACGCGCCAAUCGAGCAGCUGGUUCGUCAAGGCUCAUUUCGGGGAUUUCCGGCCCUCAGCCAGAAGAACUCUCCCUUCAAGAGGCAGCUGUCACUGCGUCUCAACGACCUGCCAUCCACACUGCAGCGCAAGACCGACUUCCAGGACAAGAACCCUGUACCAGAGAUGGACAUGGGAUUGCCAUGUGAGGGAGACAGCAGUAUUAAUGCCCUGUGUAGCCAGAUCAACACCUCCUUCACUAAUCCAUCAGACGAGCUCUACUCCAACCCCUCCAUGUCUGCCAAUGGCCCUCCAGCCUGCACUGUGCCCCCUGCUCUGCCUCCACCACCUGCACCGCUGCAGGCCACCUCCUCCUGGGUCCAAGCAGAACCUCCACUCCACUCUCCUCCUCCUGUUUCCGUGGCGAUGCAGAUGCAGAUGCAGAGCGGCCACAGGCGCACGCCCUCCGAGGCUGAGAGGUGGCUGGAGGAGGUCUCCAAGGCGGUAAAGGCCCAGCAGACCCCUCCUCCAGGUCCCACCAUCCCCACCAUCCCCGGACCUCCCUCCAUUUCCAGCCAUCAGAUGUCCACUCAGGUGGUCAUUUCAGCUGCCCCAGUAUCUACUGUCCCCAUGUCUCUUGGCACCAUGUCCAAGCCUCUCAUCUCGGGCCCCUCUGCUCUUCCAGGUCAGGCCCCGAUGCCCCUCCCACCCAUGUCGAUAUCAUCUGUCCCUCUAAUACCAGGUCCUCCAGUGUCAGGUCCCCCAAUGUCUCUCCCUUCCAUGUCCAUCCCCACCAUGUCGGGUCCCAGCAUGUCAGGGGCCCCCAUGCUGCAGCCCUCCCUCCCUGGACCCCCAGGCUCCCUUCCAAGCUCCAUGCAGCCCUUUCCUUUGGCUUUUGAUGCCACUCCGGCCCCUGUGGGGAUGUUCGCCAGCCAGCCUGUCCAACCUGCUUUCAUGCCCAUGCAGACCUACAUGCCAGGUCUGGCGAGCAGUAUGACCUAUCCCAAUGCCAGUGUGCCUGUGGUAGGCAUCACACCAUCGCAAAUGGUGGCCAACGUUUUCUGCACUGCCACAGGCUCAUCAGGUGCAACAGGUGCUAUGGGUUCGGCCGGAGGAGGGUCCAAAGUGGCGGGUCUCCAUUCCUAUCCGGGCACAUCUGGUGCAGUUGGGCACAGUGGAGGAUUUUCCACUCCUCCAUUUUCCUCCACUCCACCGUUAUCAACAGCCAUCAAUGGCCUCCCGCCCCACAGCAGCGCCACAUCGGCCCUCCAGAACGGGACCAUGGGCAGCGGUGGGAACGGUGGCAGCAGUAGCAGCUGGCCGCCAGAGGGCAGCCAGCUAACAGCGCCGAUGGUAAGCGAUUCUCAAGACGACGACCGCUUUGAGGCAAAGUGGGCGGCACUGGAGUCAAAACCAGCGUCUCAACAGCCUGGAAACAAGGCGCCAGCUGCAGCAGCCAACCCUUUUUCCAACAAUCUGCAGAAGACUUUUGAAAUUGAGCUCUAAGCCAGACUUGGCCUCCCAAAGCUGCAGCAUUAGUCCUGGAGAUAAAGCCUGAGGCCUAACUCCAGCAUCUUUGCUUCAAAUGGGAUGCAGGUCCUUAAAGUUAGUUGAGCGUCCGCCCCGUGCAGCCUAGCAAUUUACUAAAAGCUCUCAUAGGAGUCAAUGCUACAAUGAUCUUAAUUGCUUUCUUUACACUCCCAUGUGAGAGAGAGACAAACUUAGCAGCUUGCUGGGCUGCUAUCGGAGGAUCAGGUCUCUAGCUCUCUAGACUCGAUGGACUGAAUCCUUCCACUCCACCCGCUACCUGGCUCUCUUCCCUGCUUUCACUUCUCCACUCUGGCUUUACUUUACCUGCUGCAAGCCCCUGGAUGUACUGCAUGUGCCUCCUCUGGGAACAUUGUGGUGGGGGACACAGUUCAGUGGUUUCUUUCUUUAAAAGGGGACUCCACUCAGAUGCAUUCCAAUCCCAUGAGCUAUUUUUGGCAGUUUUUGCUUGAUUUUGGGUGGAGAGACUUUAGCAGAUGUGGUUACAUCACACAAGAUGUGCAGAGAAGCAGAGAGGCGGUUUGUUGACUGAUGAACAGAUUGAUGCUGAUCUUAGCCAAGCACAGCAGAAGUUUGGAUACCUGAAAGGACCAGCCAUUGAUGUGAGACUCAACCCUACCAACCCAAAAGGACUUACUGACCAAUAGUAGAGAUUUAUGGCCAAAAUGAUUUUAUUUAUUGUAUUUUAUUUUUUAUUUUAACAAGUUACGUGUACUUAAAAAUCAAAAUUUUAAAGCAGUGUUUCAGGAGCAUGUUGUUUUUUUACCCCCUAUAUUUAUUUUUGUUGAAUCGUGCAGAGUGGGGACACUACAGGUAGCAGACAGCGAACAGGUGUGGUUGGGCAGUAGUACAGGGAACGCAUUGUGGGAAACCAUGUAACAGGAACCAAAUAGUCAGGGCUGACAGUACAGCUGUGUAGUGUGACAUGUCAGACAAGUGUAUAUAGCGGCAUGUUUCUUCCGCCCUCACGUAUAUAUGCUCCACUGCACUGCGGCAGAGGCCAGUCGAGUCAGUACGGCUUCACUUUGGCUGUGCAGCCCAUUUUCUGUUGCUAACGCCGAACUUCAAGGGCACCGGGACAUGAAAAAUCACUUCAGGAUCUCCAGCACACAGACACUCUGGACAAUACAGCACAGCAGUCCUCUGGACUCCAUCCUCACAAACCCAAGGAACUUGAACAACUCAGUGGAAUUAUAAAAAGGAAAACUGAACAACACUGUGCAACUGGUUAAAAAAUAAUGCACUACAUUCCAACAUUCAUAAAUCCUUUUAUGUGUUCAGACACAGGGUAUAGUCUCAUCACGUGCAGUAUGAUUGUGAAUUCACCGCUACUGUACCAGCUGCAGUAGUGUUCCACUCAGAACAGGCUUUUGGACAGAUGAUGUGAGGUGAAAAGAGACGAGGAACAUGAGCAGAUACAAACUCAGGCACGGAGAGUGAAACAAGAUUCAAUCGAGAGAAAAAAUGUACCAGUAGAAGCGUAGAUUGGCUAGAGAGGAAGGAAGGAUACGCUGUAUGUGAGCAACUGGAGGAGAGAAUGGAGCCAUACCUUUACAGAACGAGACGGAGGAAGUUUGAGGAAAGGAAAAUUAGAUAAGAUAAAAGUGGGAGGCAGAUUGUGCGGAAAUAUUGACAACAAAGACACAUUCAUCACAAGCACAGUUUGCCGUCUUUAUUUCUCGAGGCCAAGCUGCUUUCAUCUGAGCAUCAUAUUCCUCUUAAAACCUCAAAAACACUCUUGAUCAUAUAUUAAAAAACGUGGCUGAUUGUAUAACUGCAAUCCCAUAAGCAAGGUUUUGUUUGUGCAACUCCAUCUAUAGUAAAAACUCCAAUGCUGUCAAGAAAAUGUUCUUUUCAAGAAGAUGCAACGUUACAAAACGUCAAGUAGAAAUGUUCUUUACUGAAGGGCUUUUCCACGGGUUGUUUCUAUACGUUAUAUAAACUACAAUCCAACCAGAGACGCUCCUGUUAUGUUCCUUGGGAACUGAAUUGUAUGGAAGUGGACUGCCACUGAUUAGAUUCCCUGCUCAUUAACUCCCCACAGUUUAAUUAGUUUAUUUGGUCUCUUCCUGUGGCAGCGACCCCCUCUGAUGGGCUCCAUGUUCAGAGACUAAAUUUAUGAGCCGCUGGCCUAAUUUAUGCCAUCCAGGUUUUAGUCAUUUGUUUUCUAUAUUUCUUCUUUUCUGAACAAAAUCCAAACUGCUCUUUCUACCUUCCUUUCUCUACAAAACCUGACCAAUUCACUCAUGAAAUUUACUUUCUUUUGAAAUAUAUUUUAGCUCCCUACUCUUGUUUGCACGCCCUCCAAAUUAUAAAUGUAGGUUAAUUGUGUUCCGCGUUAAAGCAAACUAAAUGACCUCAUAAACUUGAUUGUAAAACCAUAGUUUAGUGAUGGUAACAAAGCAAACCAGUGGAGUUUAUUUUUAAUCUUUAUUUACAGAAUUUUUGUAUUUAAACCAACAUAUUUGUAUUGUAAUUACAUUGUACAAAAGAUAAAUAAAGUAAUAUAAUAUUA
Messenger RNA from Amphiprion ocellaris (clown anemonefish), 5228 nucleotides. RefSeq names its product NUMB like endocytic adaptor protein (gene numbl). The coding region runs from base 383 to 2671 and encodes 762 amino acids. The record is from RefSeq and is a predicted model, not a curated record. The transcript is spliced from 9 exons. NCBI's taxonomy places the organism in Eukaryota, Metazoa, Chordata, Actinopteri, Pomacentridae.